CCAUCUGGGAUCCUUGGUUCCCUAGAGCUUGUUGCUCUGAAACGGUGCCUUUUUUAUACGGUGAGACGAGGCAACUUAACCUCGUUGCUCCCGGCCUGCCUUUCAACAGGCUGAUUAUUUCAUUAAGGCCAGUGUCUGGAAUUAGCAGGAGUUAGUUGCUGGGCUCUUCCUCCGCCACCUCUGCCUCAUGUGUCAGUCACCGGAUAGACGUCGGUAGGGCGAAUUCUGGAAGCUCCUUUGCGAGGCCAGGGUGAUGCGAGAAGGGGCCCGGCAUGCCUUAUCUGGACCGGCAGAACCGCAUCUGUGGGUUUCUGGACAUCGAGGAAAAUGAGACCUGCGGCAAGUUCCUGCGGAGGUACUUCAUCCUGGACACCCAGGCCAACUGCCUGCUGUGGUACAUGGACAACCCCCAGAACCUGGCUAUCGGUGCGGGCGCCGUCGGGUCUCUGCAGCUGACCUACAUCUCCAAGGUCAGCAUCGCCACCCCCAAGCAGAAGCCCAAGACGCCGUUCUGCUUCGUUAUCAAUGCUUUAUCUCAGCGCUACUUCUUGCAAGCCAGCGAUCAAAAAGACCUGCAGGACUGGGUGGAGGCUCUGAACCGCGCCAGUAAGAUUACGGUGCCGAAGGGCGGCAGCGUCCCGCCGGCCGCCGAGGUUGCGAAGCCACCGGUGGUGGCCCAGGCGCAGGAGAAGAAGCCGCAGGUGGCCUACAAGACGGAGAUCAUCGGAGGAGUGGUGGUCCACACGCCCAUCUCCAUCAACCAGAACGGAGGGGAAGGAGCAGAGGGCGGCGACGUGGCCGCCCACCCGCUGCUGCGGCGCUCGCAGAGCUACAUCCCCACCUCGGCCGCCAAGCCGCCCGCCGGGCCCCCCGUCCUCAAGAGCGGCUACUGCGUCAAGCAGGGCAACGUGAGGAAGAGCUGGAAGCGCCGGUAUUUCGUUCUCGAUGAGUUUUCCAUCAGUUACUUCAAGUGCGAGCAGGACAAGGAGCCCUUGCGUUCAAUCCUCCUGAAGGACGUGUGCAAGACCCACGAGUGCCUGGUCAAGUCCGGUGACCUCCUAAUGCGGGACAACCUGUUUGAAAUUAUAACAAGCUCCAGGACGUUCUACAUCCAGGCGGACAGCCCCGAGGACAUGCACAGCUGGAUCAGAGCGAUCACAGGGGCCGUGCAGGCCCUGAAAACCCGCCCCAGGGAAAUGUCCUUCGUGAGGUCCACGUCCAUGGUCAAGCCCGGAGGCUCCAGCUUCUCCAGCUCCUCAACCCCUUCCUUGGCCCAGCUGCGGCAGCCAGCGGAGGAGCGGAAGGCGCUCUGCAAAACGCCCUCGAGCUCGGCCUGGCAGCCGUGGACGCCGGUGCCGCAGCCGGAGGGGAGGCAGCCGGCGGCGGAGGAGCUGCCCGGGCAGCUGCGGGACUCGGCGUUCCUGCCGGCCUUCGCGGCGUGCAGCGCUGCCGCGGCGCAGGGCAAGCGCGUGCGGCACAGGUCCGAGCCCCAGCAUCUGAAGGAGAAGCCGUUCGCCUUCAACCUGGACGAUGAAAGCAUCCGGACCUCCGACGUGUAACGCGGCGCAGAGCCGUGCCGCGGCUCCUCUCGUCGCGGGGCUCCCGUGCGAGCUGGGUGCCGGGACGCUGCGGUCCUGCGCGGCGGCACGGGGCCGGUCGGCUCGCGGCGUGCGGCACCCGGGCGCGCGGGACUCUUGCCGGGCCGAGUCCUUAGCCGUCCGCGUUGGAAGAGCUGGUCUCCUCGGUCCUCCUGCUGAUGUGUGGCUGCUCGGCGCUUCGGCCCAAAUUUAUCCCGUUACCUUUUUGGGGAUGAAAUUGGCCUGUUCCCCCCACCGCACCUUCCGGUAAUACGAGAUUCAGCCAGACCCGUUUGCUGGGUGUCCCCGCUCUUCCGGAAGGAAGCGGGGGCUCCUUUUCCUGACAGCCCCCAAGGCCUUCGUCCCUCGGCAUCACGGCAGCCCUGACGCGGGCUGGCCGCGGAAGCGGUUUGCGACCCGGGUAGUUCUUUACGUGUUUCGGUAAGCUGCCGCUGCGCAGGGCGACCUUGCACGCGUUUCGUGCCCCCGUCGUUAUUUCUUUAUAAAGCGGGAAGCGUAAUAAGGUCCCGGGCGUUGCCUGGCAGAAGCGUGUCCUGUUCAGCAAAUGCAGAAUUUCCCUGAAAAAGCAAACCUGGAGGAAGCAAAGCAGGAGAUUUCGGAAGCAUGCAGGGAGAGCGAGGUGACCUUCUUGUUUUUAGCAGCAGAACGUGCGUCUCCCCUCUGUGCUGCUCCCCCUUCCCCGAGCAGCCCAGAUGCAGAGCCAGGAGACACGACCACUGCUGCGUUCACACAAAGAAAAAGCACGGCAACUUCAGUAUCGACGUCUGUUUUUCUAGGAGACCAGCUCUUUACACUGCCUGACUAAUGGUAUAUUAACAAAUCUGUUUGCUUUUAAUUAAUCCUUUUUAUAUCUGUGGCCAUUGUAUCAUGUUAAACUCUGGCAGACUCCGUGUUCGAGAGCCCAGGAAAAGUCUGUUGGUACUUUUUAAAUGUGAGUCAAGGUUAGGACCACUUCUUGGCAGACUGCAAGUGUAACAGUGACUGCAGGUAACGAUUAUUCUCAGGUAUAUUUUCAGUUUUGCACUGCAUACAUUUGGGCAUCAAAAGCAUUAUGUGCCUGGAUGGUGAAGUGCUUUUAACAAAGGGUAAUGAAAGCAGAGUGUUUAAAUGAAACUUGGAAGACUUGUCCAACCAACUUGCCUGUUGCCUGACUUGAAAUGAAAAUGAGCAGAACUUUUUUUUAAGCAAUGUGAACAUGUAAUUUCCAUAACCAAAUAAGCUCAUAUAUGAGGUGCGACAAACAGUGUAUAGAAAAUUCAAAUACUCCAUAGGCGGAGAGGUGGUCUGAAAUCUUCACCCAUGAAAGGCGUGUGUAGUACCUGGGAUACGGAGAGAUAACACGCCUUUCCCGUCCUUGCUGCCUGUGAGGGGUUUUAACAGUGGUUUAUGUUGCUGUGACUCUGAAAGCUGCAUGGAGCCUAUCCGGGCACGCGUGCUGCUUCGCCCUUGUUUUGAGGGCUCUUGCUCAGGCCUGGAGCUUACCCAGAACGGAGGGCUGCGUUUGCAGGCGCUGCCCGUUGUUCUCCUGAACGGAGCAGGCGCUCUCCCGUGCUCGCUUGAACCAAGCUGCCAAAAGAAGGAGCACGUGCUGGGGUGCUCUCCGUGUACCGAGGAAAGUAGCGUGCGCUCGGGUGUGGAAGAGCCUUCAUCCAGCAUCGCGGUUGAUUGAGACGAGCGUAAGCGCAGGCGUCCCGUCCUUUGACCUGCAGGUUCCAGGCGUUCCCAGCUCCGCUGCCGCGUGCACGUCUGGAAGCCCGUCCCUGGGGUAGGAGGCAGGGGCCGGAGCAGCAGCUCUCCCUGUUCGGCGCCCGUGCCCCGAGCGAGGCGGGAGGAGAUGCCGGGGCGGCGGGGGCCCUGCUCGCGCACGUGCGGUCUGAAUAAGCUGGCAUCUCCCUGCCGGGGAGCGCUGAGGCGCUUCCCCGUCCCGUGGCAGACACGGACACGCUGUUUGCCAUCUCAGAUCUCUUCCGGCUGAUAAAUCGGGGUGGCAGGUGUUGGAACUGCUCUGCAGGCUUAGUGGUGCGUGGGGCGGUCUAGAGCUAACAAGGCUUCCCUUUAUUGUGCACGAGUUGUCCUUUUUUGUUAUUGCAUGUUCUGUACUCUGCAAAAUCUGCUUAACAUGCUCCCCAGAAGCAAAAAAUCUGAUUUGUUCCUGUCCUUUUCAGGUUUCCAGCUGUUUAACAACCAUGCUUCAGCCUAGCUCGGACUCGGUCUGGGAUUGAGCAGAGCUUUAUCACGGUUGAGCUCUGGGGCAUUGAUUAGGCCUGAUUGAUCUCAUAACGAGAUUAAAAUCUCAUCUUCCCGCUUCAGUCUCUUUUAGUGGCUGAAGGACUGCUUAUCCAGCCAAGCUCUGCUGGAAGUCUAGAUGAAAAGACGUUGAAACGUGGCUCAGCGCGGUUGCUAAGCGGGGUGGAAAGCCUGAGCAGAGAGCUGCGGGGUUGGGUGCAGCCGGCUUUCUGCACGUUGCCUGUCUCUGCGAUGGGUGAGGUCUGCGCCUUCUGCUAAGAGUCCUGCUUGGAGACGAGCCCGGAGAGGGACUUCAGAGCUUUGCCAUGCUCUGCGGGGGUUUUCCCCCUCAUCCCUUCGUGCCAGUCCUGUCUCCAACAUGCUGCUGUUACAGAAACCAUGUUUACGGCCAAGGCGUGACCUUGCGAUGGAGCGGAGUUUUAGGGUGGUUUUACAGCCCUCGCCCAUGCUCACGUUUUCAAAGCCAAGCUGAGGUCGGGGAUGUGUUGCCCUAGGGAAGAGGGGACCCUCGGAUGCUGUCGUGGUACCUGGGGAAGGUCGACGGUGACAUGACUAGAUUCGGUCUGAGCGCAGCCGCGUUUUUUCUGUGUUCGCAGAAGCAGUUGACUAGCACGUGAUUUGAUAGUGUUAUGUUGUCGGGUCGCGUUAUUUUGCUUUCCCGCGUUUCUGUUCCAGUUCACGGAGAAGCAGUGGAAGGUACGCUCUAUAUAGCCUGUGUGAUAGAGUGAAUGAGGCCUCCCAGAUUCCUAAGGCAGAAGUGGCUUUGUGUGGAGAUGCUGGAAAACAUUGAAACUAUGAAAAUGAGAGGGAAUCAAUGCAAAUGGUACAGGGAGAAUGUUAAUAUUUGUUAUUUAAUUGUAGAAAACUAGGUUUUGCUGUUCCUUUUUCUUUCCUUUUUGCUUUAUUUGCACUAGUAUUUGAAAUAUUUUUCUUUCGGCUGACCUGCUAUUUGGCUAGUAAAAUGUUCUGUUCCAAAAAACUUUUAACAAUUUGGUAUGACUAUAAACCAUAAAGUUAUAGCAUUUAGUGAUAUCAAUGCUCUGACCUCAUUUCUGGAAAACAUUAACUACACAUAGACUAUGGUUAAUUUGUGCAAGGCUUCAAAAACAUGAAGUACUGAGUAUUUUUGUUGCUUUAUAAUUGCAAAGUUUCCUCGGGCCUGGGAAGGUAAAACUGAAGCCUGUUGCACAACUAUAGUUAAUUAUCCAGGAGCAGAAAACUACAAUGGCUGCAGUGCUAUUGCAACAUUAGUGUUUCUGUUCUUUCCACCCUUCCUGCAUCUUCAGGACAGCGUAAAGGCCUCAAUGAUAAUGUGAAUGUGAGAUUAAAACAAGCGUGUUCAGAGUCGAUCCAUCUUCCAAACCAGUCCGUAAUGCCCUUUCGCAGGCAUUAUGUGCACCGCGCUGUCUCUUGCAGAAGAGGAGUUUCUCUUCCCUCCCUCCAUCCCCAAGGGACCAGGCGCUAACGCUCGCAGCGAGCAGCCAGGCCUCGACGGAGCUUGCAGCGUUCUUUCAAAGGAACUGUUGGCACUUGCGCUGUGUUUGCAUCGCAGCAGUCUCGCUCGUGGAUGAAUGCAUCGCCCCGUUAGCUACCCCAGGGUCUUGCACGGGCCCCUCUGAGAGUGAUUUACUGCAAGUGUUCCUGCUUUUGCAGACAGAUGAGUGUAGAUUUAGGGUAACUUGUAUGGAAGGAGUGAUGCGAGGAAUGGGUUUGCUCUUUUAUACAGAACUCCAAAACAGUGUCAGCCAUUUCUGUACGUGCUGGCUGUGUAUUUCAAGUGCUCUUACGGGCCGGGGUACCUCGCGGCAGGCGAUGCUCCACCUAACUCCUGUGGUGUCGAUUACCUGCAUCCCGCCCUCUCGCAUGUAGAUGCUGGCUGCCGGGAGAUGAAACUCCUUUUUUUCCCCUCUAUGUUUUUAAAUAAAGAAGGAAAUCCUA
Messenger RNA from Dromaius novaehollandiae (emu), 5783 nucleotides. RefSeq names its product pleckstrin homology domain containing A2 (gene PLEKHA2). The record is from RefSeq and is a predicted model, not a curated record. The transcript has 12 exons. The coding region runs from base 273 to 1559 and encodes 428 amino acids. NCBI's taxonomy places the organism in Eukaryota, Metazoa, Chordata, Aves, Casuariiformes, Dromaiidae.